AUGGCAAUUAAAUUGACGGAGCAUUCAAAGAGCACAGACACGGUGAAGAGGGGUGCUUCGCCGGCGAUGAGUUUGUCUUCUGUGGCAUCUGCCUCGACGGUUCGCCUGCGGGAGUCUGGCAGUUCGCAUUCAGUGAAGCAACCGAUGGAUGGCAAUGGCAGACCGCAAAAGAAUGGCACCACUGACAUCAAUCCAUCCACCGCAGAGCUGACGCGCAGUGGUUUCCACUCCACCGAAUCAUCACUCACUAAUUACUUGUCCAAAAUGUCGUCGGCGUCAUCGUACAUGGGCCAACAAUUCAGGUCCAACUUGGCCACAUCAUCAGCAGACUCGAGCUUCCUGCUGCGCAAUCAGAUCAUGUCCUCACUGGGCAACUACCAGUUCCCCUCCACCAGCUUGAGCAGUCGCCUCACGGACACCACAUCGUCCGUGAGUGCCCUGGCCUCGGAGUAUCUCCGGAAGACACAGCUGGACAGCUCCAUCGGCCCCACCAGCCGCGCCGUGUCUUCAGUGACGGGCUCGCCGCUGUCCAUGGCGAAGAGCACCUUCCAAUCCACGGAUGCAUCGAUCUCAGGACUGAUCUACGCCACCAGCACGAACGGUGACACGUCGACAUCCCUCACGGAUUCAGUCGCGAGCAGUUCAGGGGCAAUGCUGUACGGCACCCUGCCCAAGACUGGCAGCCCGUACUCCACCAGGGCCACCGCCAACGGUGGCACCACGUCGCCGUACAGCAGCGCCACGAAUAGCAUUGACCUGUUCGGCGCCAGUAGUGGAAAUGGCUUCACGUACGGCACAUAUCGGGUCCAGUACUCCUCGACGAAUCCCUUCCUGCCCACCUACAAUCCCGCCCAGUGCGAGACAUCGCACUCCGCCAUCCCAACGAUCACCAUCUCGUCGAAAGACGCCGCCGGAGCCAUUUCCACCACGGCGUCCGCGAAGAUUGACACUGAAUAA
Phlebotomus argentipes is the source of this 957-nucleotide messenger RNA. RefSeq lists its product as uncharacterized. Bases 1 to 957 code for a protein of 318 amino acids. The transcript is spliced from 2 exons. Lineage: Eukaryota; Metazoa; Arthropoda; Insecta; Diptera; Psychodidae. The record is from RefSeq and is a predicted model, not a curated record.